AUGACUCGCUGGACCGAUGAGAACAAGGCAACUCUCCUCCGUCUCAUCUUCGAGACUCAGACUUUCCAGAUUGAUCUCGACAAGAUCGUCGAUGCCUGGCCCGGAGACGACAAGCCCACUGGCAAGGCUCUCAGCGAGCAGCUAGGCAAGUACCGCAAGCCCGGCAGCUCCAUCACCUUCAGGUUCACGAAGGGCAAGCGAGGCGCUCCUGAUGGAUCAGGAUCCUCUGCACCAAAUACCCCUACUCCCAAGAGGGCCCGAAAGAAUGGCAAGGCGAUCAAGGGGAAGGCGGAGGUGCCGUCUUCUCCUGUUCUUGUGCCUAAGAUUAAUGGUGAAGACAUGGAAGAUGACAAGAAGUUCAUUGAAGCUUGA
Messenger RNA from Aspergillus welwitschiae, 372 nucleotides. RefSeq lists its product as uncharacterized. The record is from RefSeq and is a predicted model, not a curated record. The transcript has 3 exons. Lineage: Eukaryota; Fungi; Ascomycota; Eurotiomycetes; Eurotiales; Aspergillaceae. The coding region runs from base 1 to 372 and encodes 123 amino acids.